Molecule: messenger RNA, 1806 nt
Organism: Theileria equi strain WA
Lineage: Eukaryota; Apicomplexa; Aconoidasida; Piroplasmida; Theileriidae
Exons: 1
Coding region: 1-1806 (601 amino acids)
Biological process (GO): microtubule nucleation; mitotic cell cycle; cytoplasmic microtubule organization
Cellular component (GO): gamma-tubulin small complex; equatorial microtubule organizing center; spindle pole
Molecular function (GO): gamma-tubulin binding; microtubule minus-end binding
Source: RefSeq, a predicted model, not a curated record
AUGGAGAUUCUAAAAUUGGCCGUAUACCAAAGAAAUAUUCAAAAGUUUAUAACCCUGAAUGAAAGAAGUUACGUUUGCCAGUCGAUAUCCGAGGUCAUUCUUAAUGUGCUUGAUGAUUUACAAGACAAAGUGAUUCAAUUUGAAACGAAACAUCAACAGACUUUUCUGGGUUUGCAUAGACUCAAGAUUUAUCUGCAACCAGCACUGUCCAUAUUUGAACUUUUGAACAGCAUUAUACAACCCUUUGUUUCUGAGUAUGGUAAUGACAAAUAUAUGAAACACAAUGAAAAUGUUCAUAGCAGCGACUUUAUCUACUCCAACGAAUCGACCUUGCCUUUCGAAGUAUCUGGUGAACAUAUUUGUACAUGUAUAGGGGUCGAAUUAAUCAACAAACUAUAUUCUAUAAGGAAAAUGUUUGGUCCGGGGGAUUCACGUCGUAAUAUAGUUAACUAUCUCUUUAAUAAAGCCAUGACAUCUUACACACAAUUAAUUACUCAAUGGAUGUAUUUUGGAAUUUUAAACGACCCUUACAAGGAGUUUUUUGUAACCCAUGUUUUACCCACUGAUGAUAUGGAGCAUGCAAAUGCCAACACUUUGUAUGAUUCAGAAGUGGUGUUAGACGAAGAAAAGAUUCCAGAGCCUAUAAAUAGCAUUUAUAAGGAAAUUUAUAGUAUAGGCAAAUAUAUCAGAAUUAUUGAAUCGAUGCCCCUACAGGCUGUAGGAAACUACACAUACACUAGCGUUGAAGAUCUUAUUUCACAUGUAAAGGAUGUCCACCAAAAUAUUUCAAACAGGGUAAUGAAAUUUGUUAUGAUUGAUUCAAAUUUCACUGGAAAGUUAGAAUCUGUGUAUAAAUUUUAUUUGCUAAGUCAAUCUGACUUUAUAUAUCCAAUAUUUGACUUGAUAAAUCAUGAAAAAUCGGAAUAUAUUUUACAGAAAACUUUUAGAGAAUCACUAGAGUUUUCCUCCGUAAGAGGAGAUCCUCGUAAGGAUUUUUUUGAGAUAAAGCUUGAUAAUAUUACAAACCUUCCAGCAGCCUUGGAUUAUUUAAGUAAUGGUGGCUAUAAGAUUACAACCUCAAGCAAUCCAGAGGUGUAUAAGAGGAUCGCGAUUAGUUGUGGAGAAUCACACUCUGUGUUUGUUUUCAACAACAAUGUAAUGUACAAGUACUUACUGCUAUUCAAGUAUAUCUUUCAAUUGAAAUAUUCUGAAUUUCAACUCUCCAAUGUCUGGGCAAAUCAGAUAAAAACAAGGGAACUGCCACUAGAUCCACAAACACAAACAAGAUUCAAUUUUUCUCUCAUUACGAGGGAAAGAAUGUUGUUCUUUGUAAGAACUUUACUUCAACACACAUGUAUAGAUGUUGUUUACGAUGAAUACAACACUUUGUGUGCAGAAAACUUUGAAGAUUUGUCAGAACUCACGACUAGACAUGAGCAAUUUUUGAAUAAUCUAUUGGAAGAGUCUUUACUUACCAAUGCAGAGAUUUUUCCUGUAAUUAUGCGCACACUUGGGAUAUGUAAUGCAUUUUCUAAACAUAUGCUCAAAUUCGCGGAUUUUAUAACAGAUAAUUCUAUUGUGGCAUGCAAGUUAUCCGGCAUAAAAAAGCAUCUAGUGCAAAGAAGGCUUGCGGUGGAAAGGCACUCCAAGGAUACUAGUAAACUUUUGAAUAACCCUGGCUAUAUUGCGAUGGUAAAAAACGCAAACAAGCAGUUUGAGGAAAAUGUAAAGAAUUUUAUGGCCUUACUACGUGCUAAGGAUAUAAAAAAACUACAAUACAAAUUCAACUUUAAUUACUUUUUCUAA